Molecule: messenger RNA, 1407 nt
Organism: Tachyglossus aculeatus (Australian echidna)
Lineage: Eukaryota; Metazoa; Chordata; Mammalia; Monotremata; Tachyglossidae
Gene: SELENOT
Product: selenoprotein T
Exons: 6
Biological process (GO): cell redox homeostasis
Cellular component (GO): endoplasmic reticulum membrane
Molecular function (GO): thioredoxin-disulfide reductase (NADPH) activity
Source: RefSeq, a predicted model, not a curated record
CCGAUCGCCUCAAGCGUCGGUGAGGGGGUCGUCCAGGAUGAGGCCGCUGCUGCUCCUGUUCGUGGCGGCGGCCACCGUGGCGACCGGGGGCCUCGGCCGGGCCUCCGCCGACCUGGGCGGGAUCCCCAGCAAGCGGCUGAAGAUGCAGUACGCCACCGGACCGCUGCUCAAGUUCCAGAUCUGCGUUUCCUGAGGCUACCGGCGGGUGUUUGAGGAGUACAUGCGGGUUAUUAGCCAGCGGUACCCAGACAUCCGCAUUGAAGGAGAGAAUUACCUCCCUCAACCAAUCUAUAGACAUAUAGCGUCCUUCCUGUCUGUCUUCAAACUAGUAUUAAUAGGCUUAAUAAUUGUUGGCAAGGAUCCUUUUGCUUUCUUUGGCAUGCAAGCUCCAAGCAUCUGGCAGUGGGGCCAGGAAAACAAGGUCUAUGCGUGCAUGAUGGUUUUCUUCCUGAGUAACAUGAUUGAAAACCAGUGUAUGUCAACAGGAGCAUUUGAGAUAACUUUAAACGACGUUCCAGUGUGGUCUAAGCUGGAAUCUGGCCAUCUUCCAUCCAUGCAGCAACUUGUCCAAAUCCUUGACAAUGAAAUGAAGCUCAAUGUGCAUAUGGAUUCAAUCCCACAUCAUCGAUCCUAGCCCCAUCUCUCAGCACUGAAAGCUCUCUUACAUGAAAUGGAUCUUUCUAAGGGCAACGUGAUUGAAACCUAUGAAGGCCUGUACUGAAGGCAGCAAACUGUUAGUGCAGACCAGAUGUUCCUUUGCAAUCUCGUUGUACCUAUCGAAAACCUCCAUGUAAAACAGUCUUUCAGUGCUGGCAUGUUUUGGAAUACUGCACAUUCAUGGAGUGCAAUAAUACUGUAUAGUUUAUUUUUUUUUUAAAAAGGGUUAAUUCACCAGUUCAUAGAUUUAAAAAUGCAGGCAUUAUUGUAACUUUAUUUCAGUCACGUUUGAAAAAUGGCAAAGUUUGAGUUAAUACCUGAUUUGUUUUUUCCUUGAAAGAUGUCUUUAAUCUGUUGUGAUUUUUUUAUAUAUGAAUUUAUGUUCUUUUAGUAGUUUAAAAUGGACCUAUGGGGAAAACUACUCAUGUUCCCUGUUGUCUUAAGUACUUAACAAAAGUCUAUCUGACACCUCUAAUUUGGUUGUCCAGUUUGUAUAGUUUUUGAAAUAUUGCAGAUUGUGAACAGUGCAUUAUAUUAGACUAUGAAAAAAUAUAUAUCCAGAGUACUACGCCAUUUUUGUGAUUACUACAAAAUAGACUAAAAGACCAACCGCUUCUAAAAUCCUGUUGCGGAGCUCAUGUCUUGCCUUCACCAGUCUGAGUUUGAUUAACUGGGCCUUUAUACUUAUCCUAAAUAUAAAACUAAGCCAAUUUAAGUUAAAUAAAGAGUUUUCAUUUAUUGUGUGAAGAA